Aspergillus bombycis is the source of this 2334-nucleotide messenger RNA. Its product is annotated as phosphofructokinase. Gene Ontology annotation, cellular component: 6-phosphofructokinase complex; cytoplasm; mitochondrion. The transcript is spliced from 3 exons. Gene Ontology annotation, molecular function: AMP binding; ATP binding; identical protein binding. Bases 1 to 2334 code for a protein of 777 amino acids. Gene Ontology annotation, biological process: fructose 6-phosphate metabolic process; canonical glycolysis; fructose 1,6-bisphosphate metabolic process. Lineage: Eukaryota; Fungi; Ascomycota; Eurotiomycetes; Eurotiales; Aspergillaceae. The record is from RefSeq and is a predicted model, not a curated record.
AUGACCAACUCCAUACUAGAUAGUUAUUCUUCAAGACGCAAACCCCGCCGCAUUGGCAUCCUGACAUCAGGAGGGGAUGCUCCGGGAAUGAAUGGAGCAAUCCGCGCAGUCGUCCGCACAGCAAUCCAGAACGGCUGUGAAGCAUGGGCAAUCCACGAAGGCUACGAGGGACUCAUCCAGGGCGGUUCAAUGAUGCAUCCUCUGUAUUGGGAAGACGUUCGAGGCUUCCUAUCGCGUGGAGGGACACUCAUUGGCUCUGUGCGCUGUGAUCGUUUCCGCGAACGAGAAGGUCGUCUCCAGGCUGCGAGAAACAUGGUGCUUUUCGGUAUUGACGCCUUAGUCAUCUGUGGUGGAGACGGAAGUUUGACCGGGGCAGACCUCUUUCGGUCGGAAUGGUCAGAGUUACUCAAUGAGCUGGUCUCAACGGGUGUUUUGACUGUGGCACAAGUCGCACCUCAUCAGAAUCUGAAUAUUGUUGGACUGCUCGGCUCUAUUGACAAUGACUUUUCCGGCACGGAUGCCACCAUUGGAUGCUAUUCUGCGUUAACACGAAUUUGCGAGGCGGUCGAUGCAGUGUUUGAUACAGCUUCCUCCCAUCGCCGAGGCUUCGUCGUCGAAGUUAUGGGCCGACACUGUGGCUGGUUGGCGUUGAUGGCUGCCAUCGCAACUGGGGCAGAUUGGUUGUUUAUCCCGGAGAGGCCUCCGCGAGAUGGCUGGGAAGAUGAUAUGUGCUCGAUAAUCACCAAGAAUCGUAACCGCGGAAAACGUCGCACUAUCGUUAUUCUGGCGGAAGGAGCCCAGGACAGCAACUUGGAUCGCAUUUCGUCGGCUGCCGUGAAAGAUGUCCUUAGCAAGCGUCUAGGGCUCGAUACCCGCGUCACCGUUCUGGGGCACAUCCAACGAGGCGGAUCCCCGUGUGCAUAUGACCGCUGGCUGUCAACGUUACAAGGCAUCCACGCCGUCAAAGCAGUGCUGUCUAUGACUCCUGACUCGCCCUCUCCGGUGGUGAUUAUCCAGGAAAAUAGAAUCAAAACCUCGUCUCUGGCUGAAACUGUUGCGCUGACGAAGGAGGCUAAUGCCAGUAUGCAUGCCAAAGAGUUCGAGAAAGCAGCAACACUUCGGGAUCCCGAAUUCAUGGAAUAUCAUAGCGCGUACCGACAUCUGAACACGAGUGAUCAUCCUAAGAUGGUCUUGCCCGAAGAUAAGAUUACAGCGCAUGCGGAUUGCCAUCAUUCACGUCGCGCCCCAGCUGCAGGCAUGAAUCCAGCCACGCGCGCAGUAGUCGCCUAUUGUUUAACUAGAGGACACACCCCAAUCGCCAUUCACAACGGUUUCCCUGGUCUCUGUCGGCACCAUGACGAUACCCCUGGCUCGGUUCGUGAAAUGCAUUGGCUGGAGUCUGGUGACUGGAUCAACGAUGGCGGGUCUGACAUUGGUACCAACGCGGGACUACCGUUAGACGAUAUCAAAACGACAGCUCAAUGCUUUGAGCGGUAUAAGUUCGAUGCACUCUUCGUUAUAGGAGGCUUCGAAGCGUUUACAGCUGUCAGCCAACUACGCAAGGCGCGUGAGCAAUAUCCUGCUUUCCGGAUUCCGCUUGUUCUGCUCCCAGCAAGUAUGUCGAAUAAUGUUCCCGGCACGGAAUAUUCCCUUGGAAGCGAUACCAGCCUUAACACACUUGUUUAUUUCUGCGAUGUCGUCCGGCAAUCUGCGUCCUCGUCCGGGCACAGCGUGUUUGUUGUUGAAGCGCAAGGGGCCGAGUACCAGGCGACAGCUGCUGCACUGGCCGCGGGAGCGAUGACCGUGUAUACGCCUGAUCGAGGAAUAACUCUCCAGAGCCUCUCUAACGACAUUGAGUACCUCCGCAAACAGUUCUUAAAGGAUCACGGCGCCAAUCGUUCGGGCAAGCUGAUCAUCCGCAAUGACCAGACGUCCACCAUAUACAGUACAACAGAGAUUGCAAAUAUUAUCAAACACGAAGCCAAGAAUCGCUUUGAUGCGCAGGGCGUGGUGCCAGGGCACUUCCAACAGGGUGGCAAAGUCUCACCCAUCGACCGUAUUCGCGCGUUUCGGUUAGCCGUCAAGUGCAUGGAACAUUUGGAGACUUUCGCAGGUCAAUCACCGGAUGAGAUCACGAACGACGAGAACUCAGCUACGGUGAUCAGCAUCAAGCAGUCUCGUAUCCUUUUGCUGCCGAUGGGAGGUCCUACCGGGGUUGAAGCUACCGAUACUGAUUGGAAGCGACAGCGGCCGAAGACUCAGAACUGGUUGGAGAUCCAGGAAGCUGUGGACUCCUUGUCGGGGCGCUCGUCCGUGUGUGCAAUCCCGAACUGA